Messenger RNA from Peromyscus californicus insignis, 1022 nucleotides. RefSeq names its product ring finger protein 222 (gene Rnf222). The transcript has a single exon. NCBI's taxonomy places the organism in Eukaryota, Metazoa, Chordata, Mammalia, Rodentia, Cricetidae. The record is from RefSeq and is a predicted model, not a curated record. Bases 1 to 636 code for a protein of 211 amino acids.
AUGUCAGAAGGGGAGAGCAAGGACAGUUCGGGCAGCGAGUGCCCUGUGUGCUACGAGAAGUUCCGGGAUCUGGAGGGCGCCAGCCGGACCCUGAGCUGCGGCCAUGUGUUCUGCCACGACUGCUUGGUCAAGUACCUGCUCUCCACCCGGGUGGAUGGACAGGUGCAGAGGACUAUUGUCUGCCCCAUCUGCCGCUACGUCACCUUCCUCAGCAAAAAGAGCUCCCGCUGGCCCUCCAUGCUGGACAAGAGCUCACAGACCCUGACCGUGCCCGUGGGCCUGCCCUCUAUGCCCUCACCGGACCGUGGGGGCCACACAAACCCCCUGGCUGUCUCCCAGCAGGUCUGGAGACAAUCGCCAAGCCAGGGGGCUCAGCUCCCCCUGGACCUGCUGCCCACCCUGCCCCGAGAGUCACAGAUCUUCAUCAUCAGCCGCCAUGGGAUGCCACUGGGGGAACAGGACAGUGUGCUGCCCCGACGCAGCCUGGCGGAGAUCUCCGAGGCGUCCCCAGCUCCCAGCGCCACCCGCUCCUUCUGCUGCAGGUCUCGGGCCCUUCUGCUCAUCACCCUCAUCGCCGUGGUGGCCGUGGUAGCUGCCAUCCUGCCCUGGGUGCUGCUGGUGAGGAAGCAGGCUUGAGUGGCGGCAUGCAGAGGACAGAGGAGCGAGGCCCGGCCUCGAAGCUGUGCUCCGUGCUGCGCAGGCCAUGGCUUGGGAGAGGGUGGAGGGUCCCAGUGCAGCCCUGGUACAAGCAAGCUCCCAAGGGAGGUGCUAGGCUCAGAGUGGGUGGGGCUAAAUUGGAAGUUUAAGGGCUUUGUCUCCAGCCUUUCCAUCCCUUGUCAGCGAGGGCUUUGGGAUGCGGAGGGGCAGAGAUCCUCCUAGGCUAGCGCUGAACCGAGCAGCUGACUCCCCAGGUGUGGCCUCAUGAGACUCCCCAAUAAGCACCUCUUCUCUAGGCUGGAACUAAGCAAGCUAGAAGGUGGGUGGCCACUGCCCUCCUCUAGGGUUACAGACUUUACCUGCCA